Molecule: messenger RNA, 2666 nt
Organism: Notolabrus celidotus (New Zealand spotty)
Lineage: Eukaryota; Metazoa; Chordata; Actinopteri; Labriformes; Labridae
Product: protein transport protein Sec61 subunit alpha-like 1
Exons: 12
Coding region: 277-1707 (476 amino acids)
Biological process (GO): post-translational protein targeting to membrane, translocation; SRP-dependent cotranslational protein targeting to membrane, translocation
Cellular component (GO): Sec61 translocon complex; membrane
Molecular function (GO): transmembrane protein transporter activity; signal sequence receptor activity; ribosome binding
Source: RefSeq, a predicted model, not a curated record
AGGGCCCCAAGUCGGUUAGGACUGGCUCUGAGUCCUACCAACAGCAGCUUUAAAUUCGUGAUGUGAUCAUGGACUGUAUAGAAUAGGAUGUGAUUAUAGGAUGUGAUUUUGGAGCGUGCUUCUUUAAAUCUUUGGUGUGCGUGUCGGUCCGUAGUGGUGACGUGUCUCUAAACUAUCUCCUCCCCCGGUUCCUCCUCUUCUCCUCCCGGUAGCUCAGUAGUGAGUGUGGUCAGACUUACUCAGUUCAGGAACACAGAGGAGCACAGCUUGGACAUCAUGGGCAUCAAAUUCUUGGAGGUAAUAAAGCCAUUCUGUGCAGUGCUGCCAGAAAUCCAAAAACCAGAGAGAAGGAUCCAGUUCAGAGAGAAGGUAUUAUGGACUGCAAUCACUCUUUUCAUCUUCCUGGUCUGUUGCCAGAUCCCUCUCUUCGGCAUCAUGUCAUCAGACUCUGCAGAUCCAUUCUACUGGAUGAGAGUAAUCCUGGCCUCAAACAGAGGUACCCUGAUGGAGCUGGGUAUCUCCCCUAUCGUCACCUCAGGUCUGAUAAUGCAGCUGCUGGCUGGAGCUAAGAUCAUUGAAGUUGGAGACACACCAAAGGACAGAGCCCUCUUUAACGGAGCGCAGAAAUUGUUUGGAAUGAUCAUCACUAUUGGUCAGGCAAUUGUGUAUGUGAUGACCGGCAUGUAUGGUGACCCCUCAGAGAUGGGUGCAGGGAUCUGUCUGCUCAUCAUCAUUCAGCUCUUUGUUGCUGGGCUGAUUGUCCUGCUGCUGGAUGAGUUGCUCCAGAAGGGUUACGGUCUUGGUUCAGGUAUCUCACUCUUCAUUGCCACCAACAUCUGUGAGACGAUCGUGUGGAAGGCCUUCAGCCCCACAACAGUGAACACCGGAAGAGGUACAGAGUUUGAGGGAGCAAUCAUCGCCCUCUUCCACCUGCUGGCCACUCGUACAGACAAAGUGCGUGCAUUGAGAGAGGCCUUCUACAGACAGAACCUGCCCAACCUCAUGAACCUCAUAGCCACUGUGUUCGUUUUCGCUGUAGUGAUAUACUUUCAGGGAUUCAGGGUUGAUCUGCCCAUCAAGUCAGCACGCUACCGUGGCCAAUACAACACCUACCCCAUCAAGCUCUUCUACACCUCCAACAUCCCCAUCAUCCUUCAGUCUGCUCUGGUCUCCAACUUGUAUGUUAUCUCCCAGAUGCUUUCCACACGCUUCAGUGGCAACUUCCUGGUUAAUCUGCUUGGGACUUGGUCUGACACAUCAACAGGUGGUCCAGCCCGUGCCUAUCCUGUAGGUGGACUCUGCUACUACCUCUCCCCUCCUGAGUCGUUUACCUCAGUUCUGGACGACCCGGUCCACGCAGCCAUCUACAUUGUCUUCAUGCUUGGAUCAUGUGCCUUUUUCUCCAAAACCUGGAUUGAGGUUUCAGGCUCCUCUGCAAAAGAUGUGGCCAAGCAGCUGAAGGAGCAGCAGAUGGUGAUGCGGGGACACAGAGAAACCUCUAUGGUUCAUGAACUGAACAGGUACAUUCCUACAGCUGCUGCCUUUGGAGGACUGUGUAUAGGUGGUCUAUCAGUGAUGGCAGACUUCCUGGGAGCCAUUGGCUCUGGAACUGGUAUCCUGCUGGCUGUCACCAUCAUCUAUCAGUACUUUGAGAUCUUCGUGAAAGAACAGAGUGAAGUGGGCAGCAUGGGGGCCCUGCUCUUCUAGAAAUGAACAGUAUCAUUUCACCUUUAUAAACUUUAUAAGAAUGACCAACAUUGCAUUUGUUUUACAUCCACGUGAAGCCCCAGCAUCGCCGGAUAUCAUGUUCAAGGGCAGUUGAAGAGUCUUUGGGGAUCUCACCUAUAACAGGAGCUGCACAGCGUAUUGCUCCUCCACCAAUCUUCCAUUGUAACACAGAGACUGACAUUUCAGUACAUCAGAUUUACUGUCUGACUUGAUCUCCCUGAGAUUCAUGUUAUGGCUUCCUCUCCUCUGCUCUGCAUGAAAUGAAGUCCCUUUGGAGUUUGGUCUUUUUUCCAGACUGACAAUAGAGCGCUUCAGUAUGCAGGCAUACUCGACACAGAGGACGGACGUCAACUGCCUGCGUUGUGCAUAAAAAACAUUUGAUGUUCUGCUUGGUGUUAUCUUAGUUUAUACUUUUACUGUCAUCUUUGGUAUGUUUUCCUCUGCACCAACCAAUUAGGUGUGGACCAUCAAACGCUGAGUUAAAAACUGUCAUUUUCCUGAUGUGUGACCCUGUGUCAUGGCUGAUAUUUGAACAGGGUCUUGUAAGAAGAGAAAGUGGUGCUCACUUUAAUCCAACUGUCAAAAGAAGUCAUUAUUUUUGUAAACCGUCAUCUGAUAAAAGAUUGAUAGGUAAAGGGUCCCCCCUGUUUUAAUGUAUGGCAUUUCCCAGGGGAUGCAGUAUUAACUCAAGUCUCGUUUUAUUUUUGAUACCCUAAUCCUGAAUUUUUUUUGUUUUUUAAUUAUUUGCUCUAUAUGUGCUGGCAUUAAUUGCCCUCCAUACCUGACAAAUUGUGAUUUUCUGUACAUAGGCCACAGAUUAAAUAUCUUUGAAUUUGUCAUAAGUGUAAGAUAAAAGCUUUUGAAUACUUAAAGUAAUGCAUUUCAGAACAAACUUCAAGAAAAAACAUUCACAGUAAAGCCUUUUGUGAACAAGGGUU